CUUCUCGAAGUGAAGUCACAACAUCCCAAUUAAAAUGGCUUUCAAGCUGGUAGUGUUGGUGUGCGCAUUCGCAGCGGCCCAGGCGGGCGUGAUCGCUCCCGCCGCGUACGCUGCGCACCCCGCGCCGGUCGCAUAUGCGGCAGCACCCGUAGUGCACGCCGCUCCGGCCGCCCAUCUCGUCCACGCACCAGUAGCUUACGCCGCCGCCCCUGUCACCAAGGUCGUCGCGCCCCUCGCCAAAGUCGCCGUAGAAGAAUACGACUCUCAUCCCCAAUACAGUUUCGUCUACGACGUACAAGACGGUCUCACAGGCGACUCUAAGACCCAGCACGAAACUCGCGACGGCGAUGUCGUCCACGGAUCCUACUCUGUCGUCGACCCUGAUGGCACCAAGCGCACCGUUGAGUAUACAGCUGACGACCACAACGGUUUCAACGCUGUCGUGCACAAGGAGCCCGCCGCCGUGAAAGUCGCCGCGCCUCUGGUUGCCAAGGUUGCCGCUCCCGUGGCAUACCACGCCGCGCCAGUCGUCCAUGCCGCCCCUGUGGUCCACGCCGCCCCGGUCGCCAAGCUCGCUGCACCUGUUGCCUACGCUGCCCCCGUCUACCACCACUAA
Messenger RNA from Amyelois transitella, 616 nucleotides. RefSeq names its product larval cuticle protein A2B-like (gene CPR71). The record is from RefSeq and is a predicted model, not a curated record. The transcript has 2 exons. Gene Ontology annotation, cellular component: extracellular matrix. Lineage: Eukaryota; Metazoa; Arthropoda; Insecta; Lepidoptera; Pyralidae. Bases 35 to 616 code for a protein of 193 amino acids.